AUGGGUGAUAAUAAACCCGAUUAUAGGCAACAUUUACCCUCUGCAAGAGAAAAAUUGACGGUGGCGAUCCCAGAUCGAACAGAAGAAGAUGAAGAACGUCUGUUCCGCAUUUUCCGUGGCUGGACACUGACCGAAAGAGAUGGCCAGACGCGACAAUGGGUCUAUCAAUUUGGUUGUGAUAUUCAGAAUGUCGCGACGAAAGAACGCCGCUGGGUCUGUUGUCUGUGUGUAAAACGGAAGGAUCCCAGACCGAAGAAUUACAACCAUAAGGGCUUACAGAAUGCUGAGGGCCAUCUGUUCAAAGACCACAACGGCAUAGUCGAUCCUGCUGGCAAAAGGAAGUGUCCUAACUCUACCGCUGAAACGCCUGCCCGCUCAAUUGCAACGCUGCUGCAAUUAAAUCCAGAGAUGAUGGUCCACUGGAUUGUUAACACGAAUCGAUCAUUUACCACGGCGAAAGAUCCUGACCUGCGAGCGAUCUUCGAGUAUCUAUGCCCUUCAGUUUCCAUUACAGAAGCUCACAUAUCCGAUGUAACGGUGCGCGCGAUCGCUGUAAGAGAGUUCAAUGCGAAUAAGUUGGCUGUACGAGAGACACUUCGGAAGAGCCCAGGCCAGAUUCAUAUCCAGUUUGAUGGAUGGCGGUCCGGCAACAGGCAUGCUCUUUACGGCGUUACAUGCAUAUUCAGGAGUCUGGAUAACAGGCCUCGGAAGUGCGUUCUUGGCCUUCCAGAGCUGCUUGGCCGGCAUACAGGCGAGAACAUCGCCGGAGAGAUACUCGAUAUCGUCAGGGAAUUUGAGAUUGAGCACAAGCUGGGCUACUUCACGCUGGACAACGCGUCGAAUAACAAAACAACUAUGGAAAUACUCGGACGUGAGCUGCGAUUCAACUGGAAGAAGCGCUGGGUCCGCUGCAUUGGCCAUGUUGUCAAUAUAGUGGUGAAACACAUGCUCUUUGGCCAAGAUCCAGACGCGUUUGAGAAAAAGAUCUACGAUGGUCAACUUAUGGCGGCGAGGGAACAUGAGCAGUGGCGCAAAAGGGGCCCAGUAGGUAAAUGGCAUAACUUCGCCGUUGAGGUCAAUAGAUCCGAUAUCUGGACCGAUGUCCUGAAGAAAGUCCAGCAAGUCGAAUCCCAACUUUCCGAUGACCCAGCGAUCCAGACCCACGAUCCUGUCGGGGUUGUGGUAGAUAACGCAACUCGUUGGCUCUCCCAGCUAGCCAUGAUCGACCGGGCUCUCGUUUUGCGGCCGUUUUAUGACCCUUUCAUCCAACGAGCCUUGAGUGAGUGGAACAAAGCUAAUCUCACAAAAGGCUGGUUGGCGAGGAAAGGAGCCAGGAUGCCAUUCUUUUUGAGGGAAGAAAAUCGGAUUACAAGCAACGACUGGCGUGUGAUCCAGGCGCUCCGUGACAUCCUGUUAGACUUUCAGCUGGUAGUCAAAGCCUUGGAGGGUGAUGGACAGGGCCAGCACCGAAAAGCAGUUCAACAAGAUGAGAUUGAGCCUCCAUUAUCCGGCACCAGCUGGGAUCUUCUCCACGCAUAUGAAUAUCUUCUCGAGUCUCUCGAAUCUGCCAAGAAGAUCGCUGUUUCCCUCCCAGACUCUGAGUAUCUCGCUGUUAAUAUUAACCUAGGCUGGAUGAAACUCGACGAAUAUUAUCAGCACCUGAACGAUAGUCCCGUGGUCUACGGUGCGGCGGCUCUGCACCCGGCUUACCGCUGGGCAUUAUUCGACGAUCUGUGGGGCGAUGAUAGCAAGCGACGAUUAUGGAUUACCAAAGCCAAGGCAGUUGUCCAGGAACUGUGGGAAGUCGAAUACAAGAAGUUGUUCUCCGAGGAUCAAGACUGUGAUUUGCCUCCAGGGAAGCGUCUUAAAUCGUCAAAGAACAAGUUUACAGCCUGGCGUAACAGCAAACAAGGGCUGACUCCGCAGACUCAGGCUAGCGACGCGUCUCCCGGGGCGUCUCCUUCAUCACCUUGCGUCGUGGGCCUGGAUCUUGACGAGUAUGAUGAGUGGCAGCGCAACAUAGACGAUUCUGACGCCUUAGUCGUUGAUCCAUACGAAUACUGGCACAGUAGGCGACUCAAAUACCCGAAACUGAGCAGGAUGGCACUGGAUUUACUUACUGUGGCGCCUAUGUCUGCGGAGUGCGAGAGGUUAUUUUCCGUAGCGGGACAUAUGGUGACGAGGCUUCGGAAUCGACUAGACGCUUCAACAAUCGGCUUAUGCCAAACAUUACGCAGCUGGCUACGAGAAGGAUUGAUCGGCCAGUUGGACCAAAUUCUGACGGAGCCAUCGAGGGAAUAA
Molecule: messenger RNA, 2301 nt
Organism: Pochonia chlamydosporia 170
Lineage: Eukaryota; Fungi; Ascomycota; Sordariomycetes; Hypocreales; Clavicipitaceae
Exons: 4
Coding region: 1-2301 (766 amino acids)
Molecular function (GO): protein dimerization activity
Source: RefSeq, a predicted model, not a curated record